This is a messenger RNA of Pogoniulus pusillus (Red-fronted tinkerbird), 3381 nucleotides long. RefSeq names its product amyloid beta precursor protein binding family A member 3 (gene APBA3). Gene Ontology annotation, molecular function: amyloid-beta binding; protein binding. The transcript is spliced from 10 exons. Bases 200 to 2491 code for a protein of 763 amino acids. Gene Ontology annotation, cellular component: dendritic spine; cytoplasm; plasma membrane. NCBI's taxonomy places the organism in Eukaryota, Metazoa, Chordata, Aves, Piciformes, Lybiidae. Gene Ontology annotation, biological process: chemical synaptic transmission. The record is from RefSeq and is a predicted model, not a curated record.
CCGGGGCCGGGGCCGCGCCUGCGCCGCCGGCAGCGCCCGGAAGCGGAGGCGGAAACCUCCGGGUCGAGCGGCACGGCUGGGGCCGGGCGACGCGGCCCGGGCUGGCCCCGGCUCCUCCGUGCUCUCCGCCUCCACAAAUCCCCGGGUCCCUCUCCCCGCCCGAAGUCGUGUCCCCGGCGCCAGAGGCCGGAGCGACGCCAUGGAGAGCAGCAUGGAUUUCCAGGCGACUGCGCCCUCCGCCUCGGACUGCGGCAGCGACGAGGCCCCGGAGCCGCCGGCGAUGGACACGGAGGAGGAGCCGGCGCUGCGGCCCGGCGCCCCCGAGCCCCAUGUGGGUGGUGGGCAGCCGGAGGGGCCCCGUUUCAGCAUCCUGCUCACCGGCUGCGGCUCCAGGCAGGAUCUGUCCGUCUCCGAGGGUCAGCGGAUGGGCCCGGGGCCCAUCUCGGGCCCCGCUUCAGCCUCUGACCUCAAAGGAUCGGGAGGUGGAGAAGAACAAACUGAGCGUUGCCGGGACUCGGGGAGAGAGAUGGAAGCGCAGGCAGUGGCCCCGGGGCCGCAGGGCGCUGCGGGCUGGAAAGCCAGCGGCAGGAGCACGGCUCAGGAUGCAGGACCCCCCCGCACGCCCAGCGCUGCUGAGCUGGCGGGCAUGGAGCUGGACGAGGCUCCCCGGGCCGGCACUGCCCCCGGCAGCGCUAAGUGGGCAGGCGGCGCAGAGGACGAACCCUCGGAGAUGCAGGGCCUGCUGGCGCAGCUCCAGACCCUCGACUCCAACCUCUCCGACCGCGCUCCCGCCUCGGAGCGGCUCCCUCCGCUCUCCUGCACUCCUGCCGCAGGCUCUCCGGCGGGCGAGCGGGCCCGGCGCGGGGGGCAGUGCCAGGGCCAGUGCGGGCCCUGCCUGCUGCAUGUGGCCAUGGGCCAGGGCCUGCAGACGCGGCCCUGCUGCGCGCAGCACUCGGCCUGUGCCCGCCCCUGCCACGGGCUGCUCUUUGCCGAGGCUGACCGGGAGGACCUGCUGAGCCUCCUGCGCUAUGAGGGAGGACUGCCUGAGACCAGUGCUGAGACGCCUUUGGCCCGUUCCAGUGUCCUGGCCGGGACCGAUCUAGAGCUGCUGCGGGCUCAGGAGGAGCUGGCCCCCGUGGAGAAGGCUGUCGGGCUGCGUGGGCCAGAGAACUCAGCGGGAGGACCUUCUGGUGGCUGGGGGUGCGGAGAGAGGCUCUGCGAGGGCCACUCCACCUGCGAGAGCAAUGGGGAAGGUUCCUCGGAGCCAGCCUGGGUGGCCCUGCCUCCUGCAGCAGCCCCAGCUGCAGCCUCACCUGCUCUCAUUGCUUUGCAGAACAGGGAAUCCUGCUCUUCCUGCGUGGCCUUUAAAGAAGUUCCAGGCCCUUGCGACCCAGAGGAGCUGCUGGAUGGUGUCAUUUUUGGGGCAAAGUACCUGGGCUCCACGCAGCUGCUGUCAGAGAGGAACCCCCCGACCAGCGUCCGCAUGGCACAGGCCCAGGAGGCGGUGGACAGGAUCAAGGCACCGGAGGGAGAGUCGCAGCCCAUGACGGAGGUGGAUCUGUUUGUCUCCACGCAGAGAAUCAAGGUGCUCACAGCUGACACACAGGAGGCCUUGAUGGAUCACUCCCUCCAGACCAUCUCCUACAUCGCCGACAUCGGCUCUCUCGUGGUGCUUAUGGCGCGGCGGAAGCUGCCUCGGCGCUCGGAGGGGGUGGAGGAGAAGCGACUCUACAAGCUGCUCUGCCAUGUCUUCCACUCUGCUGAUGCCCAGGUUAUUGCCCAGGCUAUUGGGCAGGCAUUUGGUGUGGCCUACCAGCACUUCCUGGAGGCCAACAGCAUCGACCCUAGAGAGCUGAGCCCGCGCCAGUACAGCUGUGCCCUCGAAGACCAGGAGCAGUACAACGCAGAGCUGACCCACUUCUGCCAGCAGGAGAACUGCAAGGAUGUCUGCAUUCAGAAGCAGAAAGGAGAGAUCCUGGGUAUUGCCAUUGUGGAGUCGGGCUGGGGCUCCAUCCUGCCCACCGUGGUCAUUGCCAACCUAAUGCACAGGGGCCCUGCGGAGAGGUCUGGCGAGCUGAGCAUCGGAGACCGCCUUGUGUCCGUCAACGGGACCAGCCUGGUGGGGCUGCCCCUCAGCACCUGCCAGAGCAUCAUCCGGGAGCUGAAGCACCAGACAGAGGUGGUGCUGAACAUUGUGCACUGUCCCCCUGUCACCACGGCUGUCAUCCGGCGCCCUGACUCCAAGUACCAGCUGGGCUUCUGUGUGGAGAAUGGCGUGAUCUGCAGCCUGAUGCGUGGGGGCAUCGCCGAGAGAGGUGGCAUCCGUGUGGGGCACCGCAUCAUCGAGAUCAACGGGCAGAGUGUGGUGGCCACGCCACACGAGAAGAUCAUCCAGAUCCUGACGCAGGCAGUCAGCGAGGUGCACAUCAAGACCAUGCCAGCCUCCACGUACCGCCUGCUGACGGGGCAGGAGCAGCCUCUCUUCCUCUGAGCCACCGACCCUGCCUGGCUGUCGCUGCUCAUUGCUGGGGCCAGGCAGGAGUAAGCCUGGGGCUGGGAGGGCAGGACAGGCUCUGCCUCCUGCCUCAGCACCCUCAUUGGAGCCUUCUGGUCCCCAGCAAGGGCCUAAUGCUGCACCUCUUGUUUUCACUCAGGACACAGUGGGGGACUCUUGAGGACCGAUACCCAGUAUGAGCUGUGUCAGGUCUUAUGGUGUCAUGGUUUGGGCACCUCCACCCCCUCCAUUCACCCUUUCCUGCCUCACAGUGCCUGUCCUGCUGCUUCACAGGGUCCCUGUCCUUGGCCUGGCUCAGGCAGGAGGAGCAGGACCCCACCUGUCACCACAUACUGUGUCUGCACACUCACCAGUUGUGCCUUUCUCCAUGGGGGCUGAUGGUGGAAGCAGAGCUCCAGGGCUUGCCCUAGCGUGGCCCCCAGAACAGCAGUGCCCCUGCACAACAGCAUGUGGGUGCACACUGACACCCCCAGGGAUGAUCCAGCAACUCCCAGACUUGGCCUUAAGGGCUGCAGCAGCCCUGGCACUCCUUCACUCUGGCUCUGCCAGAGGCCUGUCAUGGGUGCAAAUUCCCUGCUCAGCCUUUUGCAGUGAGCUGGGGCCCCAGCCGUGCUUUCCUCUGGUGCUGCCUUUAACUGCUCCACACACACAGCUUGGCCCCAGCCCCAUGGGGCACUGCAGCCCCUGGGGCUGUCCCUUGGUGCAGCAGAGGGGAAUGCAGCACUGCCCAGUCCCACAUCCUGGGACAGUGAGCCCCAAGGACCAGCCCCACACGUGGGUCUCUGUACCCCUGCAGCCAGGGCAGUGCUGAUCUGACCUCUCCUGUGUGCCUGGAUUGGGUCAAAAUAAAAGUGUUGGGCAACGUG